Lutra lutra (Eurasian river otter) is the source of this 7442-nucleotide messenger RNA. It is a transcript of the gene FZD3, whose product is annotated as frizzled class receptor 3. The coding region runs from base 637 to 2637 and encodes 666 amino acids. The record is from RefSeq and is a predicted model, not a curated record. Gene Ontology annotation, cellular component: plasma membrane. Gene Ontology annotation, molecular function: Wnt-protein binding; Wnt receptor activity. The transcript is spliced from 7 exons. Gene Ontology annotation, biological process: canonical Wnt signaling pathway; non-canonical Wnt signaling pathway. NCBI's taxonomy places the organism in Eukaryota, Metazoa, Chordata, Mammalia, Carnivora, Mustelidae.
GCGCCCUGGCGCUCCCGAAAGCUCGCGUUCGCUCUGAGGCGGCGCGCGCUGUUGGUCCUCGCUGGCUCCGUUUACCUUAGGGACCCGCGGCCGCCCUGGGCCGGCGCUGCAGCCCCCUUGGAGCCCGACCCCGAGGUGUGAGUUCCUUGUUGGUGUACGGAAACACAACUGACUUUUGUGUAUUGAUUUUGUAUCCUGCAACUUUACUGAACUCAUCGAAGACUUUAAUAUCAAGUCUACAAUAUUUUGAGAGGAAAUUACUAAUAUCUCUCAUUUAAAAAAAUACUUCUCAGAUAUUUCAAUCAAAGGAAGAAAUAGCUCUUCUCCUAAGAUGGAAUCUGUUGUUUGGGAAUGUGGUUGAUCAACUUGAUAUGUUGGCCAAAUGUGCCCUAUGUAAUAAAAUGAAAAGAAGAGACAAGAUGAUGUCAUUUUCCCGUAUUGUGAAACCAAAAACAAAUGCCUUUUGUGAGACCAAGCUAACAAACCUCUGACGGUGCAAAGAGUAUUUAACUGUUUGAAGAACUUAACAUAACAUAUAGAAGAAAUACUUUCAAGCUGAGACCUGCAGGUAUAUAAAGAUCUAAAAUCCUUAUUGAGUAGGCCUGAUCAACCAAAUCUCAUUCAGAUCCAGGAAGGAUGGCUAUGAGUCGGAUCGUCUUCUACUUUUGGCCCUUGACUAUGUUUGUGGGACAUAUAGGUGGGCACAGUUUGUUUUCUUGUGAACCCAUUACCUUGAGGAUGUGCCAAGAUUUGCCUUAUAAUACUACCUUCAUGCCUAAUCUUCUGAAUCACUAUGACCAACAGACAGCAGCUUUAGCAAUGGAGCCAUUCCACCCAAUGGUGAAUCUGGAUUGUUCUCGGGAUUUUCGGCCAUUUCUUUGUGCACUCUAUGCUCCUAUUUGUAUGGAAUAUGGACGUGUCACUCUUCCGUGUCGUAGGCUGUGUCAGCGGGCUUACAGUGAGUGUUCGGAGCUCAUGGAGAUGUUUGGUGUUCCGUGGCCUGAAGAUAUGGAAUGCAGUAGGUUCCCAGAUUGUGAUGAGCCAUAUCCUCGACUUGUGGAUCUGAAUUUAGCUGGUGAUCCUACUGAAGGAGCUCCAGUGGCAGUGCAGAGGGACUAUGGUUUUUGGUGUCCUCGAGAGUUGAAAAUUGAUCCUGAUCUUGGUUAUUCUUUUUUACACGUGCGUGAUUGUUCACCUCCUUGUCCAAAUAUGUACUUUAGGAGAGAAGAACUUUCAUUUGCUCGAUACUUCAUAGGAUUAAUUUCAAUCAUUUGCCUCUCUGCCACGUUGUUUACUUUUUUAACUUUUUUGAUUGAUGUCACAAGAUUCCGUUAUCCUGAAAGACCUAUCAUAUUUUAUGCAGUCUGCUACAUGAUGGUAUCACUAAUUUUCUUCAUUGGGUUUUUGCUUGAGGACCGAGUAGCCUGCAAUGCAUCUAGCCCUGCACAGUAUAAGGCUUCCACAGUGACACAAGGAUCUCAUAAUAAAGCUUGUACCAUGCUUUUUAUGGUACUCUAUUUUUUUACUAUGGCUGGCAGUGUCUGGUGGGUAAUUCUUACCAUCACAUGGUUCUUGGCAGCUGUGCCAAAGUGGGGUAGUGAAGCUAUUGAGAAGAAAGCAUUGCUAUUUCACGCCAGUGCAUGGGGCAUCCCUGGAACUCUAACUAUCAUCCUUUUAGCGAUGAAUAAAAUUGAAGGUGACAAUAUCAGUGGCGUGUGUUUUGUUGGCCUCUACGAUGUUGAUGCAUUGAGAUAUUUUGUUCUUGCUCCCCUCUGCCUAUAUGUGGUAGUUGGAGUUUCUCUCCUCUUAGCUGGCAUUAUAUCCCUAAACAGAGUUCGAAUUGAAAUUCCAUUAGAAAAGGAGAACCAAGAUAAGUUGGUGAAGUUUAUGAUCCGGAUCGGUGUUUUCAGCAUUCUUUAUCUCGUACCACUCUUGGUUGUAAUUGGAUGCUACUUCUAUGAGCAAGCUUACCGUGGCAUCUGGGAAACAACAUGGAUACAAGAACGCUGCAGAGAAUAUCACAUUCCAUGUCCUUAUCAGGUUACUCAAAUGAGUCGUCCAGACCUGAUUCUCUUUCUGAUGAAAUACCUGAUGGCUCUCAUUGUUGGUAUUCCCUCCAUCUUUUGGGUUGGAAGCAAAAAGACAUGCUUUGAAUGGGCCAGUUUUUUUCAUGGUCGUAGGAAAAAAGAGAUAGUGAAUGAGAGCCGACAGGUGCUACAGGAACCUGAUUUUGCUCAGUCUCUUUUGAGGGAUCCAAAUACUCCUAUUAUAAGAAAAUCAAGAGGAACUUCCACUCAAGGAACAUCCACACAUGCUUCUUCAACUCAGCUUGCUAUGGUGGAUGAUCAGAGAAGCAAGGCAGGGAGCGUCCACAGCAAAGUAAGCAGCUACCACGGCAGUCUCCACAGAUCCCGUGAUGGCAGGUACACUCCGUGCAGUUAUAGAGGAAUGGAAGAGAGACUACCUCAUGGCAGCAUGUCACGACUGACGGAUCACUCCAGGCACAGUAGUUCUCAUCGGCUCAACGAACAGUCAAGACAUAGCAGUAUCAGAGACCUCAGUAAUAAUCCUAUGACUCACAUCACACAUGGUACCAGCAUGAAUCGGGUCAUUGAAGAAGAUGGAACCAGUGCUUAAAUUGUCCGAAGGUGGAAAACUUGUGCUAUCUAAAAAGCAGAUUUUAUUCUUUGCCUUUGCAUGACUGAUUGCUGUAACUCACUGUUAUCAUGCUUUCAGUCAGAAGCAGAUUGUGUCCAUUGGAAAGUAAAUUUCGCCUUUUAUAUUGCAUCAAACUUGGAACAUCAAGGCAUCAAAAAUGCUAAUAAUUAUAUCAUCACAUAAAUAAUUCUUAUUUCUAGGUUAUUGAAGAGAUAAUUAUUUGUCUGGUAAGCAUUUUUAUAAACCCACUUAUUUUAUAUUUAGAAAACCCUAAAUGUGUGGUGACUGCUUUGUAGUGAACUUUCAUAUGAUAUCAACUAGUUGUGAGAUAACAUUCUGGUAGUUGUAUUAAUAAAACAAAAAUUUCAGAAUUAAGAAAAUUUUCUAUGCAAGGUUUAUUUCUCAGAAGAACAGUUGGACUUUGUAGUUUUCUUUCCACUAAGUGAAAAAGAACUAUGUUUUUAAACGGUAGGAGAAUUUGAUAAAUCAGCAAGGGUAUUUUAGCUAAUAGGAUAUAAGGUCAGAAGAGGAAUCUGAAUAGUCUACUGAAGGCUCUUUAAAAAUUCUAUUGAAAUAAUCUUCAUCCAGAAACAUACAGGAUUAAGAUUAACAAUGAAUAAAAGGCAGAGAUGGACAUUUUUUCUCUAUAAUUGUGCUGUCUUUAUUACUUUUGUAAAUAUUACUUUUACUGGCUGUGUUUUUAUAACUUAACCAUAUGCAUGGUGAGAGAAGUUUAAUUUGUAGCCGCCUUUACCCAUAUAGUAGUAUUGAUUCACAUAGAACUUCAUGUUCAGAUCUGUUCCAUGGAGGCAUGUAACAAGCAUCACACAUUAUAAACUCUUUUGUGGGAACCACAGUUACAAAAUGGCAAAACAUUUUCUCUAUAUUCAUUGUUGUAUUUUUCUACAGUGAGAUGUGAUCUUGCCAAAGCCACCAGAUCUUGGUACCCAGGCCCGUCCUAUCAGUGACCUGAUUGUCUGUAUUUGCAUUGUAUGGUAGCCACUAGGCUACAGCUUUUGCCCCACAUUCCUGUUUCGAGAUUCUGGAUCAUUUUUUUUUUUUGAAAUAUAUAACCUAAGUCCAAAGUGGUGAUUGAGGUAUUUGAAAAUCAUUGUAACUAAAUGAAGCAUGAGUAGUCUUGCUGUGAAGUAUAAUCUUUUAGUCUUACCAAUAUCAAUUCAAAAAUGUUUGACAUUUUGUCGUGUACUGUUUAAAUAAUUUACAAUAAAAACUGCAAACUUUAUUAGGCAUGAAAUUGAUCAGAAGGGAAAGAAAAAUUGUGGAAAAUGCUGGAUGUGUUUUAUAGUAAAGCGUAUUUAAGCAAGUAGUCCUCAGCCCUGACUAUAGAUAAGAAUCACUUGUGGAACCUCUGAUGCUCAACACCCUCCUCUCAUUCAGAGGAGAAUUUAUAUAUAUAUAUAAAUAUAUAUACAUUUUUUUUAAGCUUUCUAGGUGAUUCUAAUCUGCAGACUGUUUUGAUCUAACUUGCCCCCUGAAAAUGAGCUGAUGGCAUCAUAUUAUAUCACAUAAAUACCUAGCUGGACUCAAUGUUGUACUUUUCUAUACAUUUGUUCUUCACUUUAUUGUUCGUUAUAAAUGUGGAAUUUGGGGCACUCCUAAAGAUUCUUUCUUACUAACUAAGUCAAAGGUGGUAGGGCUUUUAAAGUCUGUAUUUCUGAAAAUACUACAGGUGAUUCUUAAUGCAGAUAAUCCAAGAAUCACACUUCGGAAAAUAUUCCAAGACUCUAGAGAGGUCUGGCUUUGCUAUAUGCCAAUUUUGUCAUCUUUAACAAGUAAACUUCUCUGAGCCUCAGUUCCUUUGUUUAUAAAUGAAGAUAGAAGAUAAGUACCUACCUCACAAAGUUGUCAAAUGGGGAUCACGUGAAAAAUCAUAUGAAAACUCUUUGAAAACUGUAAAACAUUGUGGAAUAUAAGGGAUUAAGAUUAUUAAGGAUUUAGGAGAUUUAUUUGAGGGCUACUGUAGUAUAUUCCUUGACAUGUGUUUAAGGCUUUCAUCAAGUACAGAAAUCGGUUUACUGACAAUAAUUUGUACAUCAUGUUUUUUCAAAGUACAUAUAUUUUAUUAUUUAUGAUUAACUCUUUAUAGAACAUAUUUGAACAGUUAGCCCCAAAGCAUUUUUCUUUUUCCUCUAUCUUCAUUGUCUUUCUCCUUGGAACUGGAGUUAGUGCUGGAUAGGCAGAAUCUGAAUUCCCUCAUAACUGACAAUUAGUAAGCCUUUCCUCUGAAGGCCAGACUUACAACAACUCAUUUAUACAAUAACUCAGUAAUUCAUAAGGCUUUUUUCCUGAGAAUCUCUCCUGAGAACAGCAUGAGAGGACCAAAACAAACAUUGAGAAACAAAAAUAAGAAGUUAAAAUAGAAGGUACCAGUUUGAGCUCAAAGAUGUUGUCAUCCACCGCCAUCUGCAUUAUAUUAUCAAUUGCCAAAAUGUUAACUGAUUUUCUUGUACAAGUAGGCCAAGUGUAGACGGUUAAGUGCACAUCCCUGUGAAAAUCUUAACUUUGUGCUCCUUUGUUUUUUAUAUAUUCAUUUUAUCUUCUUUGUUAAACUCACUGUUGGCAUAUAUGUAAAUGCUAUGUUGACCUUUCAAUUACUUUCAGUAUCUUAAUUUUGUUCCACAGAAUUUACCUAAUAUCAUCAAUGCAUUGUUUUAGAUAACUAUAUUUAGUUUGGGUCAUGUUGUUUAUCAAACUGGUGCUUUAAAUUAAGAAUUCUUUUUUAAGAAACUGUUAAAGAACUAUGGCAAACCAGCAAUUUCAAAGUCUCAGUUCCCUUAAUCCAAAUUGAACAAGUUGAGACAGCUUUCUUACCAUAUGUUUAACUUUAAUUUGUGUUUUGAUUGGCAUGUGAUAAUGUUUAGCAUUUUAUUUGGAUAGCUGACAACUGAGAAAAUAGUUCUCUUGAAAAUGUUAAUAUAUAAUCAAGAGACUUUCAAAAAGUACUUCGAUUUCACCAAUACUGUUUAAUUUAUUCAGUAAUUAAAGCAAAAGAUAAUAUUAAGCUCAAAACAGUAAUUGGUUUCAAAGAAUAACUGAUUAAUAACAACUAGCAAAGGGCUUAGUACAUAGUAGGUUUUUCAAUUAAUAUUUAUGAAUGAACAACUCAUGUCAUAAAACUCACUUUAAGCCUUAGUAGUGAGAAUCUCACCUCAAAGGAAUUUGGAGGAUCUAAACUUAAAUUGAGUGAAAUUAAGUUUCUGCUUUACAAAAAUAACAUGUGGCAAAUAAAUAAAUAAUAAAUAAAUAAAUAAAUAAAUAAAUAAACCGUUAACAUAACUUGCACAAGAAAUAUAUACACAAACUUGUACCAAUACUUUAUUAAUUUUAAAAGGUGAAUAGCAAUUCUUAGAAGUAUUUAAGCUCUUGUUGGUUUUAUGUGAAGUUAGAUCUUUGUAUACUAGUUGGUAAAUGAAUAUUCAAGCAAACCUUUAUUAGUAAUGAUUUUCUGCUUAGAGCAGAUAUAUGAAAAUUCUAAGAAUCUCUUUAAAUUAGAAAAAUUUACUACAUUUUAGCCUACCUCAUUAGUUUCUUUGUGAUAAGAGCUGGAUAUAACAAGUUGUAACUAUCUUGGUUGAGGCUCUAUCCCUGUGAUUUAAAAGGAACUACUUAAAAAAUUUUAUUAGUGGAUCAUUGGCCAGAGCUUAGAAAACAAUAACAUGCCAAAAUUUCAUUAUAAUGAUAUUUAUACUGCUUUUGACAUGCCAAAGGUAUAUUUGCAUAUUAUCACUUGGAUGACUUACAUAGCCUUGUGCAGUGAAAAUUCUAUUAGGCUUAGAAUUCGAAGACCCAUAAUUAUGAUGUGAGCAGGAUAGGUCAUUUAGUCUCCCGUUUCUUCAGUAUAAAAUGAGGAUAAGGUAACUUUUGGUCCCAAAACCUACCUCACUGGACUUUGGUUGUAAGGAUCAAAUGAGAUGACAUGAAUUAUCGUGCUCUGUAACCUAUAAAUUGCUCUACGGAUAUUAUCUGUUUUGUUAGAACUUAGGGUUAUAGAAAACAAGGAUAUGGUCUUCAGUAGUAUUUAGCAGCAAAAACAAAAAGGCAAUUAGACCAGUAUUCAUUUGGUAUAAUCUUUGAAUCAGCAAUCCAAUUAACCUUUUAAAAAUGAGGUUCUUUUUCAAGAGUAGCUAUACCCUUAAACUGUGUUAGCUUUUUAAUAUAUGCAUACCAGGGUACACUCUCGGAUUUAUAGAGUUAAAUUUGUAGGUCACUCUCAACAGGAAUUUGGGGAUCUCCAUUAUAUUUUUCUUUUGAUAUGGAAUUAUAUAAACUGACUGAAAGUUGUAAGAAAAAUAUUAAGAGGAGUAUAGGCCCUUUAACUUUUUUUUCUUUGAGGACUUUCAUGUCCUAAUUCUUUCUGAUUAAGGACAAAUUUUAAAAAGUUAAUAACCAUAACUUGAUAUCCAUCUUGUCAAAACUUUAAAUUUUAAGUUGUAACAUUAUCCUAAUUGUUUGUAUGUUUGUAUAUAUAAUUUUUAAAACCUACAUAAAGUAAGGAUUUCUCCAUUCUUUUCCACACAUCAAUACACAGAAGAGAAUUUUAUGGAGCCUAGAUUUACAAAGGAACUCAUGAUUCUUCUAAAAUUCUUUUAUACCUUUUCUGAUUAAAAUAAGAAAAAGUGUUUGCAUUCAAUUCAUUUGUUUCCCAGUAGCUGCAUUUUUACAUUCUUCUUCUAUUUUUUUUUUAAGAUUUUAUUUAUUUAUUUGACAGAGAGACAGUGAGAGAGGGAACACAAGCAAGGGGAGUAGGAGAGGGAGAAGCAGGC